AUGCGUUGGACCACGGCCAUUGCGUCACUGCUGCUGGUGGGCUCUGUUGCCAGCCUGCAAAAUCCCCACGGUCGCGCUGCGUCUGCCUUCCAGCGCAAAGCAUUGGCUCCCCGGUCUGCGUCGACUCCCGCCAGCCGUAUCAGGGAUUACUCGUACCUGACGAACAAGACCGCAAGGUUCCUGGUCAACGGUACUGGCAUCCCUGAGGUCGACUUCGACGUGGGCGAAUCUUACGCUGGACUGCUACCGAACACUCCGACGGGCAACAGCAGUCUCUUCUUCUGGUUUUUUCCCUCGCAGAAUGUCAACGCCAGCGACGAGAUUCUCAUCUGGUUGAACGGUGGCCCAGGCUGCAGCUCUCUGGACGGACUCCUGCAAGAGAACGGCCCUUUCCUCUGGCAAUCUGGCACCUACAAGCCCGUCCCCAACCCGUACUCCUGGACCAACCUCACGAACGUGGUGUACGUCGAUCAGCCCGCGGGCACGGGCUUCUCGCCCGGCCCGUCGACGGUCAACAACGAAGAGGACGUGGCCGCCCAGUUCAAGAGCUGGUUCAAGCACUUCGUCGACACUUUUGGUUUGCACGGCCGGAAGGUUUACCUUACCGGCGAGAGCUACGCAGGGAUGUACAUCCCGUACAUUGCGUCCGCGAUGCUUGACGAAGAGAAUGAAACUUAUUUCAACGUGAAGGGCGUUCAAAUCAAUGAUCCUUCGAUCAACGAUGAUUCCGUCAUGAUCUACGCCCCCGCAGCCCGCCACCUAAACCAUUACACCAACGUCUUCGCCCUGAACACCACCUUCCUAAGCUACAUCAACCGCCGCGCCGACGAAUGCGGCUACAACGCCUUCCUGGACGCAGCGAUCCAAUACCCCCCGGUCCACCCUUUCCCCGCGCUCCCCAACAUCACCGACGACUGCCUGGUCUGGGACGAAAUCGUCGGCGCCGCCUACGACGUGAACCCCUGCUUCAACUACUACCACCUGACCGACUUCUGCCCCUACCUCUGGGACGUGAUGGGCUUCCCGUCCCUCGGCUACGGACCGAACAACUACUUCAACCGCUCCGACGUUCAACGCGCCCUCCACGUGCCGCCAACCGACUACUCCGUCUGCGGCAGCAACACCAUCUUUGCCGAUGGCGACGCCUCCCAACCCAGCUCGUGGACCGUGCUCCCGGGGGUCAUCGAGCGCACUAACAACACCCUCAUCGGCCAGGGAUGGCUCGAUUACCUGCUGAUUCUGAACGGGACUCUCGCCACCAUCCAGAACAUGACUUGGAAUGGGGCGCAGGGGUUCCACCGCGACCCGCUCACGCAGCCGCUGUUCGUGCCCUAUCAUUACGGUCUGCAGGAGUUGUAUGAUGGGACCGAGCCGGACCCCUAUAAUCUGGAUGCGGGGGCGGGGUACCUAGGCACGGCGUACACGGAGCGCGGGUUGACGUUUUCGUCGGUAUAUUUGUCAGGCCAUGAAAUCCCGCAGUAUGUCCCUGGCGCUGCGUAUCGGCAGGUGGAGUUCCUGCUGGGGAGAAUUGGGAGUCUGCAGCAGAGGGGUGGGUAUACUGCUUGAACUGUAGCAUUGCAAGUAUGAUAAGGGAUGGGGAAGCUGGAUGUGGAGAAUAACGCGUAGCCGAGGAUAUAUGCUGAAAGUUUACUACAGUACAUAUAUACAUCACGACCAGCAAGAUGUCUUUUAAAAAAAGACAGCUUAUAGCUUAUGUUGUGC
Aspergillus uvarum CBS 121591 is the source of this 1722-nucleotide messenger RNA. RefSeq names its product putative serine carboxypeptidase (CpdS) (gene cpdS). The record is from RefSeq and is a predicted model, not a curated record. The transcript is spliced from 5 exons. Lineage: Eukaryota; Fungi; Ascomycota; Eurotiomycetes; Eurotiales; Aspergillaceae. Gene Ontology annotation, biological process: proteolysis. Gene Ontology annotation, molecular function: serine-type carboxypeptidase activity. The coding region runs from base 1 to 1566 and encodes 521 amino acids.